AUGUCCGCGACCAGCGGCGGUCUUCAUCGACGAACCCCAUCCAACGCAUCAUAUCGCUCCUUUCAACACAGGCCCUCCAAAGAUCUUCUAAACACUCCUGUCUCCAAAUUACAGCUCAUUUUAGCAACCUUGGGCGUACUUUUGCCUUGUGGGAUAUUAAUUUUAUGGCAACAAAUCCAAAUGGAACAGAUGAAGCAGCGGAUAUUCCGGCUGGAGGAGAGGUUAUUCAUCGACGAUGAGCAGGUCAGUCCAUUAGAAAUUUUAAAAAAAAUAAAUUUCUUUUAUUUUAAUUUUUAUUUUCGCAUAAAAAUGUUUUAUAAAAAAAUUGUGUCUCAUCUGUUUGCUCGGUUAUUUGAGAAAUUAGGGAGUUAUGUAAUCGCCCCGUUAUGAGGGAUUAACCUGUCUUCUUUAUGCGAUAAUUGCGGGGCUCCGGAAGAUUGAUGAGAUUUAUACAAAUUUUUCAGUUUUAUGCAAAUUUAUGAAUUUCCAAAAACUAUUUUUUCUCGAUGUUAUGUUAUUAGAGUUAAUUUUAGAUAGUUUUUUGUUUGUUAAAGCUGCCUCACGUCUUUACUUUUAUUAUUGCAGCCAUUUUUAUAUUAUCCAUGUCAUCAUUUCGUCAUUUUUUUAAUUUUUUGCUCAUGAUUCUUUCUAUGAAUCCCAUUUUUAACUGUUUUAUAUCCAAUUACCUCCCAUUAAGCCCAUUUUCGUUUGCAUAUCCAUCCUCAAACAUCUCUGGACAUCUGCCUUGCAUAGGUGUCAUAAUCUUGCCAGGGAUUUGUUCUUUUCUCGGACAAAAUUGUGCAGCCUCUCUUUGUCAUUAAAACAGAUUUUUUUUGUCAAAACAAAAAGGAUUAAUCGAAAAAAACAUAAAUUUUGUUGAGUCAAAAAGUGGUUUUUGUCCCAUUUUUUAGGAUUUUAGUGAGGUUAAAGAGCAAAAAGUUGGGGAGAUUUAAUGGAUAAUAUAAAAAUUUUUGGAAGGGAGAUAAAUUUUGAAGUUUAAAUAGUAUUAUUCAUGGCUUAGAAAAGAGGUCCCUCCAUUAAAUCUAUUGCGAAAUGCAAAUCAUCAAAAGGUAGUCGCCCAAUUUUCCCUGGCCCUAAAUUAGCAUCAAUCUUUGGUCCCGGGCCGAGCGCAAUGUCCAAUUUACUGGGCCGUAAAGGCGAAAUCCUUUUUCGGAAUCAAAAUUAAACCUUUUUGUUUGUUUUUCGCAUUCUUGCAUCUCUCAAUUCCCACAUGAACCCCCACCAAAAAACGAAAUGGAAUCCGAAGACACAGCGGGAGUUUAAUGUCCACUACAUGUUAAUGGAGGCAGAUCAGGGCGAAGGAGUGUGAAAAAUGGGGGAAAUAAACAACAACGUGGUGACGGAAGCGGUUGCAAAAACGAAAACAAAAAGUUGAAAAAAAGUUUGAAAAAAAAGGAAUUACAAAAAAAAAAAACAAAAAUUCUCAAAAUUUAGCUGGCAGAUUGUGUGGAGAGUGUACGCAAAUUAAUAUUAGAACUGUCUAAAACGUCUGCAAAAUUGUAAACUCAUCGAAAGAUGACCUAAAAUUUAAAAUUUUAUAUGAAAAAUCAUCAUUUUUACAAAAUUUUGAUUACAAUGUAAAAAAAAUAAUAAUUUUUCUCUGAUCUUCCCUCCUCAUAUUCCACAGUCCUUUUCCUCGGAUUUUCCAUAUCCAACCAAUCCAAUGUCUAAGAUAAUAUCUAGUUCCAAAUCCACAAUUUGGUCCCAUUUUCCCUUCUAAAAAUCCCAUUCCAGCCCUAUGCCGACCAACUAGUCCAAUUGAAUACGAGUAAUGUGACGAACCCUCGGAUACACCGGUCGAUUUUCGAUAACACGGCGGAGAAGACGCCUCAACAACAGGCCCGAUGUUAUUGUCCACCAGGUAUGUCAUUGUGUCAUCGUUUAAAAACAACCAAUUUGUGACAUCUCCUUCCAGUCUUUUUGCAAAUCUUUGGCUCAUUUUUUUGAAAAAUCAUUGCCAAAACCGCAAAAAACAUGACAGAUGACAUCUGAUUUAUGAACAAGAAGAGCUUGAAGGGAUAUUAAAGGCAUUAGAAAAUACAAUUAAUUUGAUUAUAAUGCAAAAAUAUUUAAUUCAUCUUUUCAGGUCCAAAAGGAGAGCCGGGCGAGCCAGUAAGUCGAACAACAGUCGCUGUUUUCUUUAAAUUGACCAAUAAUUUUAUUGCACAUGAUGUGAUUUCUUCGUAUUUUGUUUUAUUUGGUUUUAGGGUCCGCCGGGCAUCUGUAAACACAAUCAUCGUCGACUUCGUGAACGUCUUGUUGUUAGUUUUCAAUCUUUAUUUUUUCUUCACCUAACUCGUUGCAGAUAUAAGUUAUUUGUGUCGUGAUUUUUAGCCGUUUGAUCGUCUGAAUCGUCGGCAAUUGAAGCAUUACGGCUUCUUCUAUGCUCCGGAUGGGAAGACGAUCGAAGUGCGAGGAAUGCCUGGACCGCCUGGACCUCCGGUAUUUCAAAUUUUCGUUGGUUUCUCUCUCAAUUAUCACUGUUCUUUUCGUAUUUCGUUCUUGGGCUUGUGAUAUUGAGACUAAUCCGGUUUCGGAAGAGUUUUUAUAAUAUGCUUGAUGAUUUCAGGGUCCAAAAGGAAUUCGAGGCUACCCAGGCUUCCCAGGACCUAUUGGUUUGGAUGGGCCAAGAGGAUUACCGGUAAGAAAUUGAUUUCUUUUCAAGAUAAGAGUAAUCCGAUUUUAAAAUAAAAUGUAAAUUUGCAGGGGAUUCCCGGAGCCAAAGGAGAUCGGGGAGAACGUGGGCCAGCUGGUCCCAUUGGUCCUCCAGGCCCUAAGGGCGACUCUUCAGCACCGUUUGUCCAAAGGUUAGCUUAUGCUCAAACGAGGUCGUCAGUUCCGUAUUCGGCGGAAACAGUAGCCCCGAUUGUAGUUCAAGGGCCUCCAGGACCUCCUGGACCCGCUGGAAAAGCGGGACCUCCAGGCCCUAAGGGCGAUCGAGGAUUGCCCGGCUUUGAUGGGGAAAGUAAGGUCGGACCAAAAGGAGACCGAGGAGAAGCUGGACGACCAGGAACGCCCGGGAUGAAGGGAGAGCCGGGAGUCAAGGUAAGAAAGGCUUUUUUUAAUGCUACGUUUCGUUUACUGGUUACUUCUUACUAUUUAUAAGUUGUUCUUCAAUUUUCUGAUUGGUUUUUCUAUUUCCUUUCCUUCCAUAGGGCUCAAUGGGAUUGCCGGGAAGAGAUGGAGCCACUGGUCUUGUUGGGCCUCGCGGUUUCCCUGGAGCUAAAGGAGACCAAGGAGAUCGGGGUCAUCCCGGCCCCCCUGGCCCGGUCGGCAGUGCUCUUGCUCCGUCCCAGAUCUACGAUCACCAUCAUCAUAAUCAUCAUGCUCAUUCAACAACAGCUGUUCCUCCAACUUGUCCGCCAGGACCUCCGGGCCCCCCUGGUCCUCCAGGAGUCCCCGGAUUGAAUGGAAUUCCCGGAAUGAUCGGGCCAAUUGGACCGCCAGGAUUGACUGGACCACCCGGACUGGAAGGAAAGCCCGGAUAUCCAGGACAGAGGGGAGAAAAGGUAAGUGGUAUCGUCUCGAACUACUGUAAUGUAAAUUGUAACGUCCACUUUGAGCCUCGCUUCUAUUGCUUCGCUCUCUUGUGCUUUAUGACCCUAAAAACUUUCUUUUAGGGAGCGAAAGGUGACCGAGGAGACCGUGGGCUCCGCGGAGUCCCCGGAGAACCCGGAGUCUCGACGGUUCAAGGGACAAACGGAGGAAGCACCGUUAUUCAAGGCCCUCCCGGUCCCGCCGGACGUGAUGGGAAGGAUGGAGAGAAGGGUGAAAAAGGAGAUCCUGGAGAUGCUGGCGCACCUGGACCAAUGGGACCGAAAGGAGAACCAGGACAGCCUGGAAAGCGGGGAAGAAAGGUAAGGGAAUAUCUCUUCGUGACAAACCUUUUUGACGGUUAAUCUACUUUUGCUCUAUCAAUUUGGUUCUUUUUCAAUUUCCAAAGUUAUACAGUUUUGUGGUUGUGACCUUUCUAUCCGGUUCUGUUCUUUAGUUGUCCAAGGGAAUGUUGCGUCAUGAAGCCGAAGAAUUAUUGCCCACAUUACUUCCAAUUCUUAGAGAUGAAAUCCUGAAGAAUGUUAGUCAAGGACCACCUGGACCUAUGGUAAGACUAGUGUCAUCAUACAGAUAAGGAAUCCAAAUUUAGGGACCAAUUGGCCCACCUGGUUUAACCGGAUCCCGGGGUCCUCAGGGUCUUCCCGGGCAUUCUGGCGAGAAAGGAGACCGAGGCGAUAUUGGACCUCCGGGAUUGAUUGGCCCCCCUGGACUUCCUGGGCCGCCAGGAGAACGGAUUCAACUCGCAGGUGGUGCCACUGCCGCUGUGGCUGGCCCACCCGGGCCUCCGGGCCCUAGAGGAUCGUCGGGAUUGCCCGGACCUCCCGGCCUUCGCGGAGAGAAAGGAGACACCGGGCAUGUUGGAUUGCCCGGAAACAUGGGACUCCCUGGCCCGCCAGGUCCUCAAGGUCCAGCCGGGCGCGAUGGGAAGGAUGGAGAACCGGUAACUUUGUUUAUACCUUUUAUUUUACUUGAUAAUCCUAUCAUAUUUCAGCUAUGUUUUUUCUUUUCCUUUUCCGGUUAUAAUUUUAGUUCUUGGUAUUGUGUUGAUGAUAUAAUUCGGCCUUACAGACUUUAUGAUAUCGGAUUUUAGGGUCAAGACGCGCUGCCUGGACAAAAAGGAGAUCCUGGGUUGCCCGGGGCACCAGGACCAAUCGGACCGCCCGGAGAAAGAGGGCCCAGAGGACGACCAGGACUUCGUGGAGCUAAAGGAGAUCAAGUGAGUGGCUCUAAUAGUAUUCGAAGGCUUUUGUGUCGCUCACAAUGUAAAUGUGUUUUCAGGGAAUCCCCGGAUUGGAUGCGCCUUGUCCUACUGGCCCAGACGGUCUUCCCUUGCCAUAUUGCUCAUGGAAACCUUAUGAUGUAAGCGUCAUGGGCAAUAUAAUUGAUGAUUUUGUGGGCUAAACUAUUUUGGGAGGGGUGUGAUUUGCUGUGAAAUUUCCUUAAUUACUGACUAAUAUCUAUCCACAAAGUUAUUAACAAAUUUGCAUAUUGUGUGUUUUUCAGAAUGCCCAGAACUCUUCAGAUGGGUAAGAGAUGGUGAUGAAUAAUAUUUAUAUAUUUUAUCCCAUUUUUAUCGGUUUCCGCACUUAGAAUUUGUAGAUAGUGUGUUUGCCUUCACGAUUGUUGUGAACUCACGUUUUUUCUGCAGUUUUUUUUCACUUUCCAAAUCAAAUUUCGGGAUUUUAGGAAGAAGCUAGAAGAACAAGCCGGAAAUGA
This is a messenger RNA of Bursaphelenchus xylophilus (pine wood nematode), 5292 nucleotides long. The record is from the annotation of a GenBank genome assembly. Lineage: Eukaryota; Metazoa; Nematoda; Chromadorea; Rhabditida; Aphelenchoididae.